UGUGAUGUAGUUUAUCCUCUUAGUAUUAAGAUCCAUUUGACUGUUAAAAUGUCUAAACCUGUACAUGCAUGAUGCAUAAGGAGUAAGUUUGUUUUGAGAUUGCGUCCGAAGCUUUUAUCUGUUAAUCAGUUGACAAGACCUCGAAAAUGAAGUUGAAAGUAACAAGUUUUAUCCUUGGUUCGACUGAUAAAUCCUGUGCAAUUAAAGCGAUUGGUUCUAGAGAGCGAUUUCUCUGAACUAAAUUAGUGUCCUCGCGCUAUUUCAUUAAUUAAUUGGUGACGUCGUGUUGACAGGCGGAAAUACUAAACAUCCUCUGUACAGACGGCCAUUUGUGACGCCUUACAUGACGGGUGGGCCAAGGUCUCAAACUUAAAACUCUUCUCUCGCUCUUAUACCACGCCGAACAAGUCGCAAAACCACCUAGAGAAACAGUUUAAUUCAUAGUUUUAUCUCGAUGUCUGGGCGGUCAUCUGAGCAAGAAAGCCGACCUACAGCUGACCAAGAAGAGACACGAGUACCGACCUUGAAGAGAGAUCUUAAGAAAGGGGGAACCUCGAGAUCUGCCAAGCCACUAUCAACUGCUGUUAAAAGAAUUCAGAGAGAAUUAGCUGAAAUCACGCUGGAGCCACCUCCAAACUGCAGCGCUGGACCAAAAGGUGACAAUCUUUACGAAUGGAACUCAACAAUCCUUGGUCCCCCGAAAUCAGUAUACGAAGGGGGAGUCUUUUUCCUUGAUAUUCAUUUUCCAACGGAUUAUCCGUUUAAACCACCAAAGGUUACUUUUCGUACAAGAAUUUAUCACUGUAAUGUCAAUAGCCAGGGUGUGAUCUGUCUGGAUAUUUUAAAAGAUAACUGGAGCCCAGCUCUUACCAUCUCUAAAGUUCUUCUUUCAGUAUGUUCGCUUCUGACGGACUGCAAUCCAGCGGAUCCUUUAGUUGGAAGCAUAGCUGCUCAGUAUGUCUCUAACCGGGAAGAACACGACAAAACGGCGAGGGAGUGGACCCGAAGAUAUGCCACAUGAAUAAAGAUAAUAACAUAUUGAUCACUUCUAAUCUUUGUAAAUAGCUCAGAUGUAAGAACUAAGACGCCUCAGGAUUCAAUUGACCUUAUAUUGCCGCGAACAGGUUUAAAUUGCAUGCUUUUCUGCGUCGCAGUAAACGAAGAAAAAUUCAAGAAGAGUGUUGAAAUCGCCCCAUGGGAACUGGGGGGCAAGAAAUUCAUGACCUUGUCUCCAGUUUCCACGCGCCGAUUUUCUUCUCCCUCGUGUUUCGUCCACAUUCGGCAAAUGAACGAUUUAGUUGCUUUUAUCGAUGGCCGAUACAAUGCGAGAUACGUACUUGAAUGGAAACUAAAUGCUUUCGCUGCGAUUUAAUAUAGGUGCGUCCCGAAAGAAUGCAAGAUUAUUUAAUUUAAAAUGACUAUGAAAUGUUUAAGCAAGCAACCGGAACGAUGAUCCAGCUGGUAUACGUUGGAU
Messenger RNA from Orbicella faveolata, 1474 nucleotides. Its product is annotated as ubiquitin-conjugating enzyme E2 E2-like. The record is from RefSeq and is a predicted model, not a curated record. Lineage: Eukaryota; Metazoa; Cnidaria; Anthozoa; Scleractinia; Merulinidae.